GAUGGCGGCGGCGGAGCGAGCGGAGCAGCCGGGGCAGGCUGGCUCCUGCCCUGCCGCUGAAAACGCCGCGUCUCGGGAGCCGCUGAUUGUGACAGCAGUGAAGUUUUUACAGAAUCCACGGGUCCGCCAAAGUCCUCUUGCAACCAGAAGAGCAUUCCUGAAGAAGAAAGGCCUGACGGAUGAAGAGAUCGACCUGGCUUUCCAGCAGUCAGGGACGGGCACGGAGGAGCCACAGUCCCCAGGUCCUGCCACGCACCCCGUGCCAGCUCAGCCCCCUCCCCCUGUGGUGUAUA
Pipra filicauda (Wire-tailed manakin) is the source of this 293-nucleotide messenger RNA. Its product is annotated as peroxisomal membrane protein PEX14-like. Gene Ontology annotation, cellular component: peroxisomal membrane; peroxisomal importomer complex. The annotation marks the transcript as partial. Gene Ontology annotation, molecular function: signaling receptor binding. The record is from RefSeq and is a predicted model, not a curated record. Gene Ontology annotation, biological process: protein import into peroxisome matrix, docking. NCBI's taxonomy places the organism in Eukaryota, Metazoa, Chordata, Aves, Passeriformes, Pipridae. The transcript is spliced from 4 exons.